GUCAGAAAAAUGUCAAUCUACUUAUACUUUUGACAAACUUUCCGAGUGUGUAUGUGUAUGAGGUUACUUGUAUUUAUUCAUUCGUUUGCUAUAAAUACUUCUCUAAGUGUACUUCAUUUACUCACUCCUCCUUUUGUAUUCUAGAAGCUUAUGAAUAGAGUUUAUUGGAACUAUUCCAGUAUGAAGGUGUUCGUCCUUGUAGCAGCUUACCUGGCAGUAGCGGCAGCCGAGUGUCCUAACCUUACACCUGUACAGUCCUUCGAUAUCGAAAAGUAUCUAGGCACCUGGUACCAUCAGGCAAGUACCGAAAAUUUCGCCUCUUAUGGACCGAGCAGAUGCGCCAAGACCGAAUACACCUUGGAUUCCACCACCGGCAUCGUUCAUAUUAAAAACUCUAUAAAGUCCAAAUUCGGCGAAGAGACAAUAACCGGGUCAAUGGAAUUGGCUGACCCCACUAAGGAUGAAGGCAAGCUCAACGUUAAGCUGCAGUUCCCUUUCGGCACUGCUGCAGGACAAGUGUUGGUGUUGGCAACCGACUACGAUAACUACGCAAUCAUCUACACUUGCAGGAUGUUCUCUGGUGUCCCCACAAAGCACGCCUGGAUACUGACCAGAGAGCAGCACCUGGACGGCGAUGCCAGGGCGAAAGUUGAGGCUCUGGUUGACGUCGCAUUUGCCGACAUUUCCAGCCAAGGUGGGCCAAAGAAGAGUGACUUCCGUAAAACCGGUCAGGAAAACUGUUAAUUGAUCAGUUUUUGAGAUGAAAUAAAGAUCGAAAUUUUA
Homalodisca vitripennis (glassy-winged sharpshooter) is the source of this 783-nucleotide messenger RNA. Its product is annotated as lazarillo protein-like. NCBI's taxonomy places the organism in Eukaryota, Metazoa, Arthropoda, Insecta, Hemiptera, Cicadellidae. The transcript is spliced from 6 exons. Bases 151 to 744 code for a protein of 197 amino acids. Gene Ontology annotation, molecular function: pigment binding. The record is from RefSeq and is a predicted model, not a curated record.